Molecule: messenger RNA, 610 nt
Organism: Xyrauchen texanus (razorback sucker)
Lineage: Eukaryota; Metazoa; Chordata; Actinopteri; Cypriniformes; Catostomidae
Gene: ccl20l
Product: C-C motif chemokine 20-like
Exons: 4
Coding region: 58-441 (127 amino acids)
Biological process (GO): inflammatory response; cellular response to type II interferon; chemokine-mediated signaling pathway
Cellular component (GO): extracellular region
Molecular function (GO): CCR chemokine receptor binding; chemokine activity
Source: RefSeq, a predicted model, not a curated record
CUCGAACUUGUAUAUAAGGCCCUGCACUGAAAUUACAAACAUUUCUCUCUGACAUAAAUGUCUCCCAUAAUGUCUCUGGCCACCAUCACUCUCGUCAGUUGCAUUGUCCUAAGCUUGGUUCCUCAAACUCCAGCAGCAUAUGGGCCGCUGAACUACGCCUGCUGUGUGAAAUACACUCGGAAUCCUUUGCCCUUCGGUUUAAUCAAAGGCUUCAUCAUGCAGAGCUCCCGUGAGGUGUGUCGCAUAGAUGCCAUCAUUUUUUUCACCAAGCAUAAAAAGGUGUGUGCGAGCGCUGAGGAUGAGUGGGUGAGAGCAGCACUUUCACGUCUGAAGGCCAGAAUAAAUAAACUGGCACUGUCUGGAUCUCAUCAGCACCACAUCAGUGUUGGUAUGAACAGUACGAUUCACACCAGCACCAGCACUAGUACCAGCAGCCCAUGAAGCUUUUUCAGAUAACUGUGAUUUUAAGUAAUUCAUUUGAUGGCAUUAUUCAAUUCUGCCUAAAUAUUCUUCUAUGUCUUCUAUGGAACUUUAUUUUUCUACUUUUAAAUAUCUUGUAUUAAGUCUGAAAUAAAGAGAUUUCUCCUACACAAAAAUUUUGAAAUAUAUG